Molecule: messenger RNA, 7536 nt
Organism: Hyalella azteca
Lineage: Eukaryota; Metazoa; Arthropoda; Malacostraca; Amphipoda; Hyalellidae
Product: collagen alpha-5(IV) chain
Exons: 33
Coding region: 470-5686 (1738 amino acids)
Cellular component (GO): collagen trimer
Molecular function (GO): extracellular matrix structural constituent
Source: RefSeq, a predicted model, not a curated record
CGGCCACGGAGGAAGGAGUGCGUUCGUCCGCUCCGAAAACCGAGCUACGAAUCACGGAGUUAAAUCCCCGUAGAGUGUUAAUCUAAUCUUUUACUUGUACAGUGAAGCCACACCCUGAUAAUUGGGGCGUGUGGGUGCUAGAACUACACGCUGGUGGUUAGGGGCGUAUUAGGGGUAUUACUACACGCUGAUAGGGGAGUGUUACAGCGUAUAUCUACACGCUGUUACAGAGUUUAACUACAGGCUCAUCGGAGUGUUUUACAGGGUAUAACUACACGCUGACAGUAGGGGUGUGUAACAGGGUAUAACUACACGCUGACAGUUAGGGGCGUGUUACAGCGUAUAACAGCACGCUGGUAGGGGUGUGUUAGAGGUAUAACUACACGCUGUUAGAGGUAUUUCUACACGCUGAUAGAGAAGUGUUAGAGCGUAUAUCUACACGCCACUAGUUGCUAUGGACUAGGGCGACAUGAAGGCGUCAGUCAUCUUGCUGGUCGGGCUGCUGGGCGCUGCUCAGCGUGCCCAGGCCGACUGCUGUGUGUCCCGCCCCUGCCGCUGCGACGACCCGGGCCCACCGGGGGCGCCGGGCCUCCCGGGCCUGCAGGGCCACACGGGCUUCCCUGGAGACCCGGGCUACGAGGGCCCCACGGGUCAGCCCGGGCCCUAUGGGGACACGGGGGACCCCGGCAGUAUGGGCCCCAAAGGGUCCCGCGGGGACCAAGGGAUGCCGGGCUUCAAGGGGACCGCGGGCAUCCCGGGCCUGCCCGGGUCGCAGGGCAUCCGCGGGGCCCUCGGCAUCCCGGGGUGCAACGGGACCGACGGCCGGCCCGGGGCCCCGGGCUAUCCGGGCCCAGCGGGCCUACCGGGCCCUGAAGGCCCCAAGGGGGUGCCGGGGUUCAAGGGGGACUCGGGGGAGGGGGGGAUCAACUCCCCCGGGGCGCGGGGGGAGAGCGGCACCCCGGGCCUCGCGGGGGUCCAGGGCAUCCGCGGGAUGAAGGGCAACAAGGGCUACCCGGGCCCCGAGGGCAUACGGGGGCUGCAGGGUUCACCGGGUCGGCCUGGUUGGGACGGGCCCAAGGGAGACCCCGGGGACCCGGGGGGACUAGUGGAGGCCAUGAAGGGGGACAUGGGGGAGCGGGGGCCCGACGGCAGCCCCCCGGACUACGAGCUCACAGGGCCCCAGGGCCCCGCGGGGCUGCCGGGCUUCCAAGGAGACCGCGGGCGGGAUGGCUACCCGGGCGGAGGGGGCAACCGGGGCCUGCCCGGCGAGCCCGGACCCCCCGGACCCGCGGGAGACCCGGGCCGACAAGGGAUCAGCCCUCCGGGGGACCCUGGCAUACAAGGGUUCCCGGGCGUCCCAGGCAUCCAGGGCCCACGGGGGGACGUGGGCCCCCCGGGGUUCGCGGGUCGUAAAGGGUUCGUCGGGGACCCCGACUUUGGGGCCAAGGGUCGGGACGGCAGACCGGGCCGCGCGGGGGUCAACGGUCUUCAGGGUCAACAGGGCGACGCGGGCCGGCCAGGUCUCAAGGGCAUACCGGGCCUCGGUGUCCCCAUCAAGGGCCCCAAGGGCUUCAAGGGCUUCAUGGGCCCCACGGGGGACCCGGGAUUCAGCCCCCGGGACGCCCCCAACGGGGUCCCGGGCAUCAAGGGCCCCACGGGCGACGCCUGCAUCCCGCGGCCCCAGUCCCCAUGCCUCCCCGGAGAGCGGGGGGACCCGGGGUACCCAGGCAGCCCGGGGUUCAAAGGGGAGCCCGGGUUCCCGGGCCCCGCGGGCAGGAAGGGCAUCGCGGGGAACGUGGGCCUCGCGGGCAACCGCGGGCCCGACGGUAUCGCGGGAUCAAACGGCCUCUCUGGGUACGCGGGGCGCAAGGGGGAGCCAGGCUCCCUAAUCCCGGGCCCCGCACUGCCCGGGGUCAGGGGAGACCCAGGCUUCCCGGGCCCCAUUGGUGACGCCGGGCCUCGAGGGCCUCAGGGGCGGCCCGGCGCUGAUGGACGAGUGGGCGCCGCAGGCGAGCAGAAUAGGGGCUACCAAGGGCAGGCGGGCCCAAAGGGCAUCAAGGGCGCGGCCGGCGGUUUCUUCACCUUAGAGGCAGAGCGCGGGGACCCUGGACCCGCAGGUUACCCUGGAAGGCCCGGCAACCCUGGGCCCGUUGGGAUCCGGGGCCCCAAGGGCGUGCGAGGCAAUGUGGGGACACCUGGGCCCAAGAUGGACGGGCUGACGGGCCUCAAGGGCUACCCAGGAAUCGUUGGGGCCCCAGGCUUCAGGGGACAGAUUGGGGCCCAAGGGGCCCAAGGCGACCCAGGCAUUGACGGGACCCCCGGGGACAAAGGAGACGCUGGGGACGCGGGACGUUCAGACGUGGCGGGCCCACCGGGACAGCCGGGCCUCCCUGGCUCUAAAGGGGAGACUGGGGACCAAGGCUUCCCCGGGGCCAAGGGGUUCUAUGGCUACCCGGGAACCGUGGGGCCCAGGGGGCCCAAGGGCAUCGCUGGAUUACCUGGGAUUAACGGCAGGAAGGGUCAACGCGGCAACCAGGGCAUCAGCGUCCCCGGGGAGAGGGGACCGCCAGGGGACCAAGGGUUCAACGGCUUUCCAGGGUUCCCUGGCAACCCCGGCCAGAUAGGGAUGUCAGGGUUGCCGGGCCAAAGAGGGUUCCCGGGUCGGAAGGGGGAGCCUGGGAUAUACGGCAGCGUCGGGGCCCCAGGAGACCCAGGGUUCGACGGACGACCCGGGGCCUUGGGACAACCGGGACGUCAUGGGGCCUACGGCGUCAAGGGACAGCCUGGAGAUGGCGGGUUCAGAGGACGCCCGGGGCUUGCCGGGGACCCUGGGACUGACGGGGCCAUCGGGCCACGAGGAGAUUUUGGACCGGAAGGCAUACCAGGGAACCGAGGCUUUGACGGAAACCCGGGCCCCAAGGGCCAACCCGGAGACAUCGGACCCCAGGGUUACCGCGGGGCCCCGGGACUGUCGGGGAUCUUCUCGGGCCACGGCGACCCGGGGGUGCAAGGUGACCCUGGUGCUCCGGGCCAGGAUGGGCCCCAAGGACGUGUGGGACGCAUCGGGGCCCCGGGUCCUGAUGGUCGCGCCUUCCCGGGCCCAAAAGGGCCCAAAGGCAUCCCGGGCGACCCCGGCCGAGCCGGCGCCCCAGGGUUUAACGGAUUAAAGGGCCUCCCUGGGGACGCGGGCACCCCGGGGGCGACGGGGGAGCCGGGGGUGCGGGGGGACGUGGGCUUCCCCGGCCUCCCCGGCAUCGUGACGUUCGCUUUGCCCGGACCCGCGGGGCCCCAGGGCCCCAAGGGCAUGAGUGGGGACCCAGGCUUCUUUGGCCUCGCAGGCACCCCCGGCGACCGCGGGUUCCCCGGCACGCCUGGAGCCCCCGGGCCACAGGGAGCCGUCGGAGAGCGAGGCCCCACGGGGCCCUCAGGAUUCGGCAACAAGGGCGACAUGGGCGAGCCAGGGAGGCCCCAGGACCCGGGCCCACCGGGCCCCCCCGGGACACCCGGCGCCGACGGCACCAAGGGGGCGCGGGGGGACGACGGUUUCCCCGGCAUACGGGGCCCCGAUGGCUUUCCGGGACAGUCUGGAGACCCUGGGACCGCGGGCCCACCGGGCCCACCCGGCCUCCCCGGCACCCCCACGGGGCGCGGGCCCCCCGGGGCUGAUGGAUGGCCCGGACAGGACGGGAUCCCGGGUAGACCGGGCCAGAAGGGCCGACCGGGUGACUUCGGGCCCACAGGGCCCAUUGGGGCCCCGGGCCUUCCCGGCCUAACAUUCCCCGGACAGAGAGGGGACCCCGGCUUCCGAGGGCCCGUGGGGCUCCCGGGCCGGCCGGGCCGCAGCGGGCUGGACGGCAGACCGGGCCUGCAGGGCAGACCCGGGGACCAGAAGGGGGAGCGGGGGGACGCGGGCUACCCCGGCCCACCAGGACCCAAGGGUCUACCGGGUCCACCGGGACCAGAACAGCUGCGGGACGGCAGCAAGGGGGCCAAGGGCGCCCCGGGCGAAGCGGGCCUGCCAGGACUGCCCGGGGCCCACGGGGCCCGCGGGUCAGCAGGGGCUGUAGGAUACAGCGGGCCCGAUGGCCUCCCGGGCUACAAGGGUGAACGUGGCAUCCCGGGCCUCGCGGGGGCCCCAGGCUUCAAGGGCGCCACGGGGAUCAGAGGCCUUGUGGGCCUCGCGGGAGCCCCAGGCAUCCCCGGGUUCAUGGGUGACCCCGGGGUUGGGGGACCCGUAGGGUUCCCGGGACAGCGGGGUGAUGAUGGCAGGUUCGGCGCCGUGGGCCUGCCGGGACUACUGGGCCUACGGGGCGACGUCGGGGCCCCGGGAUACGCUGGGGCCCCCGGGCCUGCUGGUUACCCCGGCCCCGCGGGUGUGCCAGCUCCCCCAGCCCCGGGCCCGCGGUCCCGUGGGUACCUGCUCACCCGGCACAGCCAGACGGUGGAGGUCCCCCGCUGCCCCCUGGGGAUGCCCCCCAUGUGGGAGGGCUACUCCCUCCUGCACGUCAUGGGGGACGGCCGCGCCCAGAGCCAGGACCUGGGAGCCCCAGGGUCGUGUCUGCGCAAGUUCAGCACCAUGCCCUACCUCUUCUGUAACCCCAACAACGUCUGCGACUUCGCGCAGCGGGGCGACUACUCCUACUGGCUGUCCACCCCCGAGCCCAUGCCCAUGAUGAUGAACCCCAUCACCGGGCCAGAGAUCGAGAAGUACAUCUCCAAGUGCGUGGUAUGCGAGGCCCCCUCUUCGGUUAUCGCCCUGCACAGCCAGAGCGUCGACAUCCCCGACUGCCCCCCCAACUGGGACAGCCUCUGGAUCGGCUACUCCUUCAUCAUGCACACUGACGCAGGCGCUGAAGGAGGCGGCCAAAACCUGAUGUCCCCAGGCUCCUGCAUUGAAGACUUCAGACCGACGCCCUUCAUCGAGUGCCACGGUCACGGCAGAUGCAACUACUUCACCACCGCUAUCAGCUACUGGAUGGCCACCAUCGAGCUCCGGGACCAGUUCUCUAGACCCCGGCAGCAGACCCUGAAGGCGGGCGACCUCAAGACCCGCGUCAGCAGGUGCAACGUCUGCAGCAGAAGUGCGGUGGUCGUAACGGGCAAUGAAGUUCAGCCUAACAUGGAGCCCUUCAUGCUGGAAGAGAGUAAGAAGGACGCCAUGAUGGAGUAUGAAGGAGGGUUCAUGAAGGGCUCCAACGCCCAGUACGGAGGGGUCUUCGGCAGUAGUGGGUCCUCUUCCUCUGGGUUCGGGGGGUUCGGGACCAGCGGGACCAGUUUCGGGGCCCAAGGAGGUAGAAAUGGUGGAGGUGGAUAUGGGUAUGGUGGACAAGGAGGUGGAUACGGAGGACUUGAGUCAGGAUAUGGCACUGGUGGACAAGGAGGCGGAUACGGAGGACUUGAGUCAGGAUACAGUGGUGGACAAGGAGGUGGAUACGGAGGAGUUGAGUCAGGAUACAGUGGUGGACAAGGAGGUGGUUACGGAGGAGUUGAGUCAGGUUACGGUACUGGCGGACAAGGAGGUGGAUACGGUGGCUAUGGCAAUUACGGCACAAAUGGCGAAUACACGGGAUACAGUUACGGCACUGACGGAGGAAGUGGAUACGAAUUGUUUACGGGAGAAGCUGUGCCGGCGAGCGCCAUACAGCGGAGACCCGCGGCCAGGAGAACUGGAAGCAGGGCGGGGUAGGUCACUUUCGGACAUAGGGGCUUCUGGCAGGGCGGGGUAGAGCAUUUUCGGGCAAAAGGGCUUCUGGCAGGGCGGGGUAGGGCAUUUUCGGGCAUAAGGGCUUCUGGCAGGGCGGGGUAGGGCACUUUCGGACAUUAAGGGCUUCUGAUAGGGUAGAGUAUAGGCAUAUUCAGGGUAGAGGCGUAUUCAAACAUAAAGGUCUUUGUAAGGCCACGAUAGGGCAUAUUCGAUCACGAAGUCUGCUGGGGAUGAUGGCUGACGUUAUAUUUGGGAAUAACAAUGAAAAAACAAUGUGAAAAUAGCCUCCUAAGUUAGUUGGGCGUACUUAAGUCACUAUUUUUAUACAUGGUUACCGAAACUGAGAUGCAGACGUCAUGUCUAGCAUUUGACGCGGUCUUGUUGUUUUGUGGUCAACUCGAACUUCCUUGCACAAAAAUUUCCGAUGGACAAGCGGACACCGCUUUAGAUGGACAAGUGAACCACCACUUCAGAUGGACAAGUGGACCACCACUUGUCCACAAGUGGUGGUCCACCACUUGUGAACCACCACUUCAGAUGGACAAGUGGACCACCACUUCAGAUGGACAAGUGAACCAUCCCUUCAGAUGGACAAGUGGACCACCACUUCACAUGGACAAGUGAACCACCACUUCAGAUGGACAAGGGGACAACCAUAUCAGAUGGACAAGUGGACCACCGCUUCAGAUGGACAACUGGACCACCACUUCAGAUGGACAACUGGACCACCACUUCAGAUGGACAAGUGGACCAUCCCUUCAGAUGGACAAGUGGACCACCGCUUCAGAUGGACAACUGGACCACCACUUCAGAUGGACAAGUGGACCACCACUUCAGAUGGACAACUGGAACACCACGUCAGAUGGAUAAGCGAACGAACCUUUGCCAAGUGUCCACCAGUGUCAUCACACUGAUGACAGUUAUAGCGUCAGUGUUUUUUCACAUAAUUUUAGUUUAACUGUUAAGAGCUGGUAAAAUUUAGAGAAUUUUUUAUUAAUUUUAGACCUAGGUAGAAGUAAGCUAAGGAACCCCUUAUUCUCCAUAGAUUCGGAGGAUCAACAGAAGUAAUUCAACUCAGAAGCUGCAGGCGGUCGAAAUGUUUCAUUUUUCCAUCGAUUCCAAUUGUAAAUGUUGAAAAACUUUUACGUAACAAUAUUUUAGGCAAGCAAUUGUUUGAGCAAAAUACUGAGAUUUCGGUUUUACAGUGAAGGUAAUUGCUUUCUUAUAGCGCUUUUUAGGGUAAGGAAAUUUGCUGAAUAUCAGUUAGGGUAAUUUUGGCGCUAGUAACUGUUCAUCAUUGUCAAUCGCAACUCACUUCAUGAAAUGUUUCUCGUCAAUUAACUCCAUUUAAUGAACCUAACGUUCGUAUAAUCAGAUCAUGUCUCCUCUCUUAUGAAAAAUUGAAAUUAUAGACAAUUCGUGUAUGAUAAAUCUGGACUCAGUUCUAAUUUAGUGAAAAAAGUGGCAACCUUAGUACUUUUGAGUUGCCAUUGAUUGCUAUUUUCCCGAUCUUCUUCAUGAUUAAAUGUAAAAUCUUUUUAAUACAUGAUGAUGCAAAAUCACAGAAUAAUUUACUGGUAUGAUCAUAGAAUCGGAAACGAAAGUAAUUCAAUAGCUUAUUAUUUGCCACUAUUUAGUGCACUUUAUAGAUAAUCCAUCAGUCCAGAGUGUAGGAAAACAUUUUCCCGCCAUAACGUCCAGAGUGUAGGAAAACAUUUUCCCGCCAUAACGUCCAGAGUGUGGGAGAACAUUUUCCCGCCAUAACGUCGCGUGGUUUUCAUUAGUCUGUACACUGCCAUGUAAGUUUAGCAAUAAAACCUGAGCAAUGAGCC